This is a messenger RNA of Sus scrofa (pig), 7591 nucleotides long. Lineage: Eukaryota; Metazoa; Chordata; Mammalia; Artiodactyla; Suidae. The record is from RefSeq and is a predicted model, not a curated record.
UAUCUCUUCUCGUAACCUGUUCGGGGUUGGUGCCUGUAGACCGGAGGGAGGCUGCUGGUGAGCCAAUGGGGUAGAAACCGGAGUUGAAAUUCAGGGGCAUGCAGCCCUUGCUGCCUCUAGCUGGUAUCGUCUAGCGGGAGCAAUGAUUACUCCCGGUUACUUAUUCUACUCAAUCCUGGAGUUGUUCCCCCUUUCUCCCCUUUCUCGUAGCCCAAGAUGUACUUUCCACCUUGGUUGCCAAGGAGACUUGCUUAAACAUCAGCCUUGGGGCGUCUAUUGAAAGAAUUGGUUUCUUAAAUGAUUCUGUUAUUUAUUUUGAUUUUUAAAACGGAAAUAUACAUUGAGGACCAUGUGAUUUGACAUUUGUUAAUCUGUAUUCAGGCAACGGUUUCAUUCAACUUCAAGGAAAACGGUAAUUGCACUGUAUGGAGUGCUUUAAAAAGGAUUCGUCAGAUGAAUUUUUCAACGGAUUGUGUCUUGAAUCAUAAAUUACUCCCAUUUCGGUGAUCUUAUAAAGAAAGCUGACUCCAGUUAAACUCUCUUCCCUUCUCUUUCCAGUUAUUUUGCAGUUCACUCAGGCAUGACUGUCUUAACAUUAAAAGCAGAAGAUGAAUUAAUUGUGGUUCCCCACAAAAGGAUGAUAUUCUGUUGUAUAAUGACCAUAACAGGAAUACUUAUGUGAAUUCUUAAUGAAAGGAGAGAGUAUUCAUAACAUACAUCUUUGCUAACAUUUCUAUAGCCACUGCACCACUAUUUAAGUUUUCUGCCCCUCUGUCCAUUUCUGAGAAGAUUCUGUUUUCUUUCAGUGUCUUACGAUGUUUGACAUAUAUCUAUAGAUGUAGAUAUAAAAUGUUUGCCAUAGCUUAACACACCAGAUUCUAAGCUUUAAGAGCUUAUAUUAGCAUGUGGAGAGGAAGGAAGCCAAGAAAGCUUUAUAGAUCCUGCUGGGCUUUUCUGAUAGAUUGAAUCCUUUAUUGGAGCACUGGGAGAGGCCCAGUGAGGAGGUUGGUUCUCCUGUCUCACAGGAACCCCUAAUCACUGGGGCCUCAAGUCCUCAGGUGCCUAAAUGGGUGAACUUAUAACAUAGCUCUUGGAGAGAGCAGCAGCCCAGUAAUUAACAUUUUGCACCAAUUUCAUACUUUCAUUACAAAUAGAAAUGAUCUAGUAAAGAUACUGGCAUUGAACAAUACAUUUUGUUUUCUUUUGAUCUUUGUUCAUCUUUGCUACCUCUUAUUAUGUGAGGCCAGGAAAUAUAUAAUUUUUUUUUUUAAUUUAGAUUUUAAGCUGUGUCAUACAGAGUGGAAUAACAUGAGGAAGAAGGGAGGCAAUGAUAACUGAGCUGGAAUGCUUGCUGACUCCUCUGCAAACUUCUAAGGCUGAGACCCUGAGGAACCCAGCUGGAGAAUGCCGUCUGAACGCUUCCUCAGUAUUCAAGAAAUGCUGACAGGCCAGAGGCUCUGCCACUCGGAAUCUCACAAUGAUAGUGUCCUGGCAGCACUGAAUCAGCAGAGAAGUGAUGGCAUCCUCUGCGAUGUCACCCUGAUAGCUGAGGAGCAGAAAUUCCAUGCUCACAAGGCUGUCCUCGCCGCCUGCAGCGACUAUUUCCGGGUAUUUACUGAGCAUCUACUAUAUUCAAAAAUGUUUGUGUUUGAUGUUGCAAAGGAUACAGAAAACAUCACCACUGCAGCUUCUGCAUCAGAGUUCCUCUGGAGGUCACAACUGAAACAGUAUGGCCCAAAGCCCCCAUCAUACAUCAUGCUGUUAGACUGUCCGUGGCCAAGGUCCUGGGAAACAAAGAUGCUCCUAUCAGGUAGGAUAUUCCAAAGGCCUAGAGAUCAUCUCCCAGAAACCAAAGGCAAAGCCUGGACCUCUCUUUGGGCCAUGUUCAGUCUUUGUAUGGUGGAAAGUGGUGCCGACGAGGUGAAUUUACAUGGUGUGACCAGCCUUGGCUUAAAGCAAGCGCUGGAGUUUGCAUACACAGGACAGAUUUUGUUGGAGCCAGGCGUGAUCCAGGAUGUGCUAGCAGCUGGCAGUCACCUACAGCUGUUGGAGCUUCUCAAUUUAUGUUCCCACUAUCUCAUCCAGGAAUUAAAUAGCUUUAAUUACUUGGAUCUGUACAGACUUGCUGACCUCUUUAACCUCACUUUGUUGGAGAAGGCAGUGAUCGAUUUCUUAGUGAAACAUCUCUCUGAACUCCUGAAGAGUCGCCCGGAAGACAUUCUAACGCUCCCUUAUUGUCUGCUUCAGGAGGUCCUGAAAAGCGACCGUCUGACCUCCUUGAGUGAAGAGCAGAUCUGGCAGCUAGCUGUGAGGUGGCUGGAACACAGCUGCCAUUACCAAUACAUGGAUGAGCUCCUGCAGUACAUCCGCUUUGGCUUGAUGGAUGUGGAUACCCUCCAUACGGUUGCCCUGUCCCAUCCCCUGGUCCAGGCAAGUGAAACUGCAACAGCGCUUGUCAAUGAAGCCCUGGAAUACCACCAGAGCAUCUACGCACAGCCCGUGUGGCAGACUCGCAGGACCAAACCGCGGUUCCAGUCGGAUACGCUGUACAUCAUUGGUGGGAAGAAACGUGAGGUCUGUAAGGUCAAGGAACUUCGCUACUUCAAUCCCGUGGACCAGGAGAAUGCCCUCAUAGCUGCCAUUGCCAACUGGAGUGAGCUGGCGCCCAUGCCUGUGGGAAGGAGCCACCACUGUGUGGCAGUCAUGGGGGACUUCCUAUUUGUAGCGGGAGGGGAAGUGGAGCAUGCCAGCGGCCGGACCUGUGCUGUGAGGACUGCCUGUCGCUAUGACCCCCGCAGUAAUUCCUGGGCAGAGAUAGCACCCAUGAAAAACUGUCGAGAGCAUUUUGUGCUGGGAGCUGUGGAUGAAUACCUCUAUGCGGUUGGGGGCAGGAAUGAACUGCGCCAGGUUCUGCCCACAGUGGAGCGAUAUUGCCCCAAGAAGAACAAAUGGACCUUCGUGCAGUCCUUUGACCGGUCCCUGUCGUGUCAUGCUGGAUAUGUGGCUGAUGGUCUUCUUUGGAUAUCAGGUGGAGUAACUAACACAGCACAAUAUCAGAACAGACUAAUGGUAUAUGAACCUAACCAGAAUAAGUGGAUAAGUCGCAGCCCCAUGCUGCAGAGGAGGGUCUACCACUCCAUGGCUGCUGUCCAAAGAAAGCUUUAUGUUCUUGGAGGCAAUGACCUGGACUAUAAUAACGACCGGAUCCUCGUGCGGCAUAUAGAUUCCUAUAACAUAGACACCGACCAGUGGACGCGCUGUAAUUUUAACCUGUUGACUGGCCAAAAUGAAUCUGGAGUUGCUGUCCAUAAUGAGAGAAUAUAUUUAGUUGGUGGAUAUUCGAUUUGGACAAAUGAGCCUCUGGCUUGUAUCCAGGUAUUGGAUGUGAGUAGAGAAGGCAAAGAAGAAGUAUUCUAUGGGCCUACACUCCCCUUUGCUUCUAAUGGAAUUGCAGCAUGCUUCCUCCCAGCUCCAUAUUUCACAUGCCCUAACCUCCAGACUCUUCAAGUGCCUCAUCACAGGAUUGGCACCAUCUGAAAAGCCAAUGCUCUCUUAAUAACCAUCAUGAACAGGAGGGGGGAAAAAAAAAAAAGGUCUGACUUUUGGAUACUGGGCAUGAAAAUACUCAGUGCUUCCUUGUUAUUUUCUAGGCCUUUUAUUCAGAUAAACACUAGCAAAAAAUGAACAGUUUUCUAAAAUACACGUUAUUGAAAAUACCUGUCACCCUUCCCAGUGUGUGUCAAUAUACAAUAUGUAUGACUUUUAUUGUGAUGACGCUUAAUGCCAACUCAAUGGUCCAUGGGUCUUUGGAACAUUCUUUGUACACUUUGUCUAAUCAGUGCUGUCCAGGAUGUUACACUCUUAGUAAGGCAUUUUUUUUUUUUCCAUCAAUGAUCUUAAAAAAUUUGUUAGUACUUAAUCCCCUUACUACUUAAACCUGAGUUUGUAAUUUUUCCUUUAAAAAUUUAAUAUUAUACAGCCCUGCUCAGUAGAGACUCACCAUUAUGACAUCAUAAAUUUUUAAAUGCCAUAUUUUAUUCAAGGUAAUACGAAUAAUAGAAGUACACUGGAAUAGCAGAUGGAAUACACAGAUUUUUCACCGUGAUUGCUCUGUGACCUUGGGCCAGGAGCUUAACUAUACAGUGCUUCACUUUUCCCACUUUCUAAGGUGGGCAAUUAUUGAUUUCCAUAUUAAUUCAGAAGAAUGUUGUGAGGAUUAGGCAAAUGCUCUAAAGUACUUUGCCUAAGGAAAAAAAAUGUCACUCAAAUUACAAGGUAUUUUACUAUCUUUAGAAACUUGUAAGGGAACAGGAGACUAUUUUUGAGGUUUAGAAAUUACUGGAUAGAACUUGGAACAUAUGUUGUGAAAUAAAUGAUUCUGAAAAGCAUGUGAAAGAGAAAUGCUAAUUAGGAAAAAGGGAGUUUACCAAAGCCAAAGAUUCCUGCACUUGUACAAAUCCCUGCCUCAAAUAAUAAGUCUCUUGAACAUUUUAUUUAAGCUCAUUUAGUGAAAAAUGACAUUUUAAAGCACAAAAAAAUUAGUUGUGCUAAUUUUGGUAACAUAAAGUGCUUUGACAUAAAUUUGAACCUAGAAUCAGUAGUUCUUAUAAAAGUUUUUCCACUUUGUUAAAGGUUAUGUCAAUCUUGAGUGCUUGUGGAAUUCUUCACCACCACCAAUACAUAUUUUAUUACUACCACUUUUAAUAAUGCAUAAGGAUUUUUUUAGGCUAGGUUUUUGGAUUUGCUUUGUCUAUAACAAAAAAUAAAAAAUAAAACAACUCAAUAAUCGUAUUUGGACAAAAUUCGAGGUAUAAAGUGAGUUUCCCCCCCUUUCUCUAAUCUUGUUAGGAUCUAAGUCAUCUUUAUUAAAAGGAAGAUUUGACUUUUUCCCUUGGCAUAGUUUAAUCAUUCUGCAAUCCCUGUCUUAUGGGAAACUGUUAUUUUAUUCAUGUAUCCACUUUUAGUAAAUUGUAAGUGAAUAAAAAUAUUUUUACCCUAAAUACAGAAUUCACUAAUUUUAUACAUUAAAAGAUACCUAAAAGAUUAAUUUUAAUAUAUAUAUAAUUUCAGGUAUUCAGAUUAAAGGGUGGGAGGGGAGGCUAGGGGUAAGAAAAAAAAGGGUAAUUUUUUUUUUAAAGAACAGAGAUUUAGUUUAGACAAACAAAAAAAUCUUAAGAGUAUUUGUAAAGUUCUGAAAAUUGAAAAUUGAUAUUUAGAAGGAAGACAGUCUCUUUAAAAGAUAUAAACCUCUAAACUUAAUUUUUAAAAUGUCUUACCAAGUCAGGAAAAUGGACUCCAGCACUUCAGAAAUCUUUUCAACAAGGACCUAAACAAGAAUUAUUGCAGAUUUACUAAAAUUUUACUUGACACAUCUAUUUUCUCUCCAGCAGUUUUACCUUAUAAAACAAUCUGUUUUUAAUCCUAGACCUUCUAUCCAAUUGAAGGGAAGUGGUCUAAAAGUAAGCUUGCUUGACUGAUAACAGAAAGACAGCCUGAGAUUAUUAUUAUUUUGGUCUUUUUAGGGCCACACCUGUGGCACAUGGAAGUUCCCAGGCUAGGAAUCAAAUUAAAGCUGCAGCUGCCAUCUAUGCCACAGCAAUGCCAGAUCCACACUGCGUCUGCGACCUACAUCACAGCUCAUGGCAACGUGAGAUCCUCAACCCACUGAGUGGGGCCAGGGAUUGAACCUGAGUCCUUGUGGAUACUAGUUGGGUUUGUUACCACUGAGCCACAAUGGGAACUCCUAUUCUUAAUCAGUAUAUGUUAGCAAACCUUUCUUCAGUGAAAUUUAAUGUAUUAUUCACUAAUAUUACAGAAUUGAAGUCAGAAUUUUUAAGUUUUGCAUAGUUUUUCAAAACAUAAUUAUAGCCAAAGAACUGUGUUGAAAGUACAUCCAUCUCCUAAGAAGAAAAAACCCUAACCACUUAUAAUUUGAUCCUUUUCCUCGAAUUAUCAAUCAUGAGUGUAUAAGAAAAAUUGUAGAAAGUAGUGUUUGAUCACAUAAACCAAAUUCCAUUGAAACUAUUCAAAUAUAUUUUUCCAUUUAAGUGAACUAUCCUACAGUAAUGCUUCUUUUGUUUUUACUCAUCAAACUUAAAGACCACAUUGUAUUUAUAUUUGAAUUUCCAUAAGAAGACCAUGAAACUUCCAACAAUUUUAACAUCAUUUCAAGACUUAAAAGCAGUAAAACAGAUACUAGUAGUAUUCUUAUUGUAGGAGGAAAAGCCAGAAGAGACAUGAAUCUCUAAAAUAAUAUGUAUGUAUGUGAAAUGCAAUAAAGUUCCUUAGAUCCUUAACAAAAUGCCAAGUGGUUAGGAUAUUUUUCAUACUUUUUCAUAUUUUCCGCACAGUUUAACUACAUGUAUAUUAUAUACCCUUCAGCCAUUAUAUACCCUUACUUUUUCAGUGGCUGAAAAAUUUAACUUUCUUUUGUUUUAUAGCACAGAGGGUAUAACAGCAAAAUGAAUAAAAUAAAAAUUAUUCCUCCAGGUAACAUGGUUCAUUUUUAUUUUUAUUUUCAAAGAGUCAGCUGUCAUAAAACGGGGGUUGAAUAAUCACUGUUGUGUGUAAGUUGAGUAUAUACAUUAAUUAUAUAUCAUUACUACAUACACAAAUAACUUAAAACAUGCAUAAAAAAAGAAGAAUGCCCAGAAUUUUUCUAAAAGCAGACUUUACAAAUGCAAUAAAAUGGAUAACUUAUCAGCACACCAAACACUUUAAUAAGGAGAAAUUGGUAAAUUCCAAUCAUUUGGUACUGAUUUUGGUAACCUUACCAAUACAGUUUAUCACAAAAUCAAAAUAUAAAUCUCAUCUUAUUAAAUAUGUGAAAGAAUAUGCUAUUUUGCUAGGUUCCCAAACCAACUGUUUAAGCCAAACAAGGCAUGUUAUUUAUACUAGCAUACUAUACAUUUGAUUGACAAGGCAAUUGUUUUAACCCUAUAAGGAGUAGGCAGGAAAUCGGUUUUUGAAAAUGUAAGAUUUAUGUAAAAAUUCCAGCAUUCAAAAAGCACUGGUUUAGAACAGAUAGAACAGUUUUGGGUGAAGUUUCUGUGAUAUCUACCUUUAUCUUUGAAACACAAGUGCUACAUUAAUGUGUAGGAUUUAAACAAGAUAGGUUUUUUAAAGGUGUUUUCUACCUGCAAAGGACUGUCAAAUUUUUAUAUGACAUAUAAUCAUAACAAAGGGGAGGUAAAAAUAAAAACUGUCAAAGAUUCUGUUAAAGUACAUGGAAAUGGGCCCAUGUAACUAAUUAAGAACAAAGUUGUUUUAAAAAUUUGUGAUGAAGCAUGGAAGAUGACAAUGUGUAAUGAAAACACAUAGUAACAACUCAUUAAUCAUUAUUUUUUUACAUACCAAAAAAUAAAGAAAAAGUCAAAUAUGCUUAGGAAGAAAAGAAAAUAUGCUAGCUAUAAAUAAUAUAUAAAAGUUUUAAACUAUGAAACUCUUCUGAUACAAGUGAAUUCAAUACUGAAUGAGUUUUGUACAGAGAGAAUACUCCAUGUCUUUUUCUCUCCUAUGGAAAUCUAAGUAAAUGUUCAAUUGAAAUUUAAAUCGUAACCAAAUAUGAGUGUUUAAUAAAGUCUUUUCAUCA